Messenger RNA from Knipowitschia caucasica, 3339 nucleotides. The record is from the annotation of a GenBank genome assembly. Lineage: Eukaryota; Metazoa; Chordata; Actinopteri; Gobiiformes; Gobiidae.
AUGAGCUCCGUGUCUGAGCCGCUGGUGAGGGGGGGCAGCGGCAGGACGGCCCCAAAGAGACACAAGAGCGUCCGGAAGAACUCUCGGCGUCUCUACUCCUCCUAUCAGAACAACCAGGGCUCAUCAGACGAUGAAGACAAAGAAGACGAGCGCGUGGAGAGCGACGACCCCGAGGAGAUGUUCCAGAACAUUCAGCACCAGAAGGAAAUCAUCGCCAACAUCAGGACCCGGCCCUGGCCCAUGAGGCGCAAACUCAAAGUGCUCAAACAGGCCAGAGAGAUAGUGCUGAAGUAUGAAGGCCGACUGACCAGGACCAGAGGAUACCAGACCGCAGGAGCUGAUCUUUUGAAGAAACUUUCCCGACUCCUGUAUAACAUCGUAGUCCUCUUCAUCCCCUGGGAAGUCAGGAUCAAGAAAAUAGAAAGUCACUUUGGGUCCGGUGUGGCCUCUUACUUCAUCUUCCUCCGAUGGCUUUUCGGUAUCAACAUCGUCUUGACCAUCAUGACGGGAGCCUUCAUUGUGUUGCCAGAGGGAUACCUCCAGUACUCCGUUCUGUUUUAUGGAUACUACGGCAGUGUUCGAAAGAUCGGCAGCGCAGGAUACCGACUGCCUCUGGCCUACUUCCUGGUUGGGAUGGCAGUCUUUGCUUACAGCUUCAUCAUUUUGCUCAGGAAAAUGGCCAAAAACUCUCGCCUGAGUUUGGCAAGUGCAUCAGAUGAGAACUUCACCUUCUGCUGGAGAGUGUUUUGUGCCUGGGAUUACCUGAUCGGGAACCCAGAGGCAGCAGAGAGCAAAGGAGCAGCCAUCGUCAACAACAUCAGGGAGGCCAUCUGUGAAGAACAGGAGAAGAAGAAAGACACCAGCCUUGCUGUUCUGAUCAGCCUGCGGAUCUUAGCCAACAUCUUGGUGCUGCUUUCUCUGGCCGGCAGCAUCUACAUCAUCUACUUUGUGGUGGAUCGUUCUCAGAAACUGGAGCAGGAGAAGCCCGAGCUCACGUUGUGGGAGAAGAACGAGGUGAGUGUGGUCGUGUCCCUCAUCACCAUGAUCGCUCCGUCUGCGUUUGAGUUGGUCUCUCAACUGGAGAUGUACCACCCGAGAACCUCACUGCGUUUUCAGCUCGCCAGGGUUCUUGUUUUGUAUCUUGGAAAUCUCUACAGUCUCAUCAUCGCUCUGUUGGACAAGGUCAACAUCAUGAGCUCAGCGAUUUCUGUGUCUUCCUCAAAUUGGACUGAACCAAGCUCCUUCCUGGCUACGAUCUCACAGCCUGAAGUCAUGUCCACCGCAGUGCCCCGGAAUAUUAGCACGUUAGCCACCGAUGCUACCAUGUUGGAUCCAGUCACCACCAUAAGAGGGAGUGUGGCGGUGUCUUUGUCCAACCAGACCAGUGUGUUUGAGAAGAACAAGCAGGACCAGUGCUGGGAGACGUAUGUGGGACAGGAGAUGCUGAAGUUGUCCAUCAUAGACAUGAUCUUCACUGUGGCCAGUAUUCUGCUCAUAGACUUUAUCAGAGGGCUGGUGGUCAGGUACCUGAGCGACUGCUGCUGCUGGGACCUCGAGAGCAAGUUUCCUGAAUACGGAGAAUUCAAAAUAGCUGAAAAUGUACUGCACCUCAUUUACAACCAAGGUAUGAUCUGGAUGGGAGCGUUCUUCUCCCCGUGUCUUCCUGCCUUUAACGUGAUGAAGCUGAUCGGUCUGAUGUAUUUGAGGAGCUGGGCCGUCCUCACAUGUAACGUUCCGCAUCAGCAGGUCUUCAGAGCGUCCAGAUCAAAUAACUUCUACCUGGCGAUGCUGCUGUUCAUGCUGUUCCUGUGUAUGCUGCCCACCAUCUUUGCCAUAGUCAGAUACAGACCUUCCCAGCACUGUGGCCCAUUCAGUGGUCAAGAGAAGAUCUACGACAUCAUCUCCGAAACUGUAGAGAAAGAUUUUCCUUUGUGGUUCGGUAAAGUCAUGAGCUAUGUCACCAGUCCGAUCGUGGUGCUGCCCGCUCUUCUGCUGCUGUUCAUGCUCAUAUACUACCUUCAGUCCAUCGCACGAUCGCUGAAAUUCACCAACAACCAGCUGAGAUUACAGCUUCAGACAGAGCGGACAGAUGACAAGAAGAAGGUUUUCCAGUUGGCAGCAGCCCGCCUGCAGGCCCCAGAGCCGCCAGCAGAGGUCAGCACUGAGCAGCAGGACAGUGACAACACCAGUCAUGAGGCGUCCAUCCAAACUCCAUCACCGCGGAGGAACGGAAGCGUCACCAACUUCCAGUCUCCUGUCUCCCGGGGCAACAGCAUCAGGACCAUCGCCCAGUCAGCCUCCCGGUCCGAGCUGAGCCGGGCCGGGACCUCCCGCAGUCCUUCUGUGGCCAUGCUGCCCAAGCAUCGGCUGGAGCACAGGCCGUGGCUCUCACAUAGUGGUCAUACUGGGCAUAGUGGUCACAGUGGUCAUACUGGUGCUAACAGCUCCUGCAGAUCCAAGUCCCACCACCCAGUGGUGUUCAGUCCUCGUUAUUCUGACCACAUGACCUCUGCACCUGUGCACAGAAAGACCAUCCACGCGCUGCAUCCUGUGGAGAGGAUCAUCACGGCCCCGAGCUUCAGCGGCCGCAGGGGCCACACGGCGCGUUACGUCAUCGUCAACGAACACGAGCCGCGCAAACACCUGUUGCGGUCGGCCACGCGCCUCCCUCGCCACUAUGUGAUGGAGGAGCCUGCGGAGAUCCUGGAGCUGUAUCCACGCAACUUCAAACGCUACACGGCCCGCGCCAUCCACCACCAGCCACACCUGCACCGCGCACACCUGUCCCAGCAGAACCUGAGUGAGGAAGAGGAGGAGGAAGACCAGGGGCCCAGCACCAGGAGGAAGAUGCCUUUAGGAAAAACUCUGAGGCCAAAGUCUCUGUCCGACCUGCACCAGCCUGCGCACUUCUACAUUGGGGACAGAGGGGAGAGCCACUGCUCCAGGGCUAAGGUCCCCUACGAGGCCCCAGAGGAGGAGGAGGAGGCUUGGGAGGAGUUACAGCGUAAAGCUCCUCAGGCCAAAGUCCGGGGCGCAGAACAGUCAGUGCGCUCCCGCAGGGGUGUGUCAUCCUCGGGGAGGUGCUCUCAUCAUGUGGAGGUCAAAGCAAAGUCCAGGCAGAAGCUGGAGGCGCCUCUGACCGAGUCCGACUCUGCGUCUGUGGCCUCCAGCAGCGACCAGCAGAACAGCAGCGUGGACCAGUACAUCCAGGUCAUCCACAACAAGGAGCGCUUUGUGAAAGCAGCCGCCCGCCACGGGAAGCUGCCCAAGAAGAAGUCCAAGACGACCUUCGAUCCCAACGUCACUGAGGUCAACGACCUGGUCUGCUCCAAUGUUUGA